AUGAAUCCGCUGUCCGCAGAAUGGGCAGCAGCUCGGCUGAGACAAGAAGCGCACCGACUGCGCCCACCUGGACCAUGCGCGCAACCGCCCCUCCCCGCGUCACCGUGCUGUGCGCCAGCAGCGCGGAGAAAUGGAUCCUUGGUCUUGUGCGUUGCGGCGAAAAAGUCUGAAGGGGCCACAAAGCAGGCGACGGAGCGCCGCGAGUUCUCAUUGGCUCUCGGCGGACGCGACACGGUUCACCACCAGCAUCCCCACUGGGCGCCUCGCGUGUACCACCACGUCGACGUGGCACUCAGCGACUCGGAGAAAGAGGGCGGGAAAAAGAACGGCGGGAAGAAGAAAGCCUGGAAGAGAGACGCCAUGAAUGGCGCCGCGAUGGCCACGUUGGCGGCGCGCGUGGAAAAGGCGGCCUCAGGCUUGAAGGGUGGCGGCGGGGAGGAGCGAACGCGAGUGGAGAGUCUCGAGGCGGGGCGCGUGGAUACGGCGGUUCCCGGUUUGAAGGGUGGCGACGGGGAGAAGCGGGCGAGAGUGGAGAUGCUGGAAGGGGGGCGCGUGGAGCGGCGAGCGCACUACCCGGACGACGCGGAGUCGCACGCCGUGGCUGCGGCGAGGGACGGCGGGGCGAGGAGGGGCGGGUACGACUACGACGAGGAGCUCGCGCGACUGCAGGGCGAGCUGGUGAAGCUACAGGAGUGGAUAUCCCGCAAGGGGCUGCGAGUGGUGGUGCUCUUUGAGGGGCGGGACGAAGCAGCCAAGGGCGACCUCAUGAGCGCCAUAGCAGGGCCGCUCAACCCGCGCGUCUGCAGCGUCACGGCGCUGGGCGCCCCUUCCGACCGCGAGCGCACGCAGUGGUACUUCCAGCGCUUCGUCGCUCACCUGCCUGCCGCCGGCGAGAUGGUGCUGCUGGGCCGCAGCUGGUACGCACGUGCAGGCGAGGAGCAUGUGAAGGGACUCUGCUCUGAUGCAGAGUACCGAGACUUCCUGCGCUCGUGCCCCGAGUUUGAGCGCAUGCUGGUGCGAUCCGGCAUCAUCCUCGUCAAGUACUGGGUCUCAGUCAGCCCUGAGGAGCAGGAGCGGCGGUUUCGCGAGCGGCUGGCGCGGCCGGAGCAGCGGUGGAGGGUGAGUGCGGAGGACGUGGAGAGGCGGGCGCGGUGGGCGGAGUAUUCAUAUGCCAAGGACGUGAUGUUUGGGUUCUGUGACAUCAAGCAGGCGCCGUGGUUCGUGGUGCCCGCGGAUGAUGAGAGGCGCGCGCGGCUGAAUGUGAUGGCGCACCUGCUGGCGCACAUCCCCUAUGAGGAUGUCCCGCUGCCCAGCAGUGUGGCCCUGCCGCCGCUGCAGCAGGACUUUCAUGUGCGCCCGCCCGUGUCGGACCAGACCCACGUGCCGCAGCUGUUCUGA
Messenger RNA from Closterium sp. Yama58-4, 1398 nucleotides. Lineage: Eukaryota; Viridiplantae; Streptophyta; Zygnematophyceae; Desmidiales; Closteriaceae. The record is from the annotation of a GenBank genome assembly.